CAAGGAUUCACCGGGGCAUGGCGGUGCGCCUCGCGUGUUUGCUGCUUUGUUUUGUCCAGGCGAAGUGCUUGUUUCUUGUUCACGGAAGCGCACUUCGUGGCGCGCCGCGAAAUAUCGCAAGUACCGCGUUCACGAGGUGCGCACGGACGCGGCCACCAAUUGCAUCCGAGUUUGAGGAGGAGGAGGAGGAGGAAAAUUUUAUCGACGCGGACGACUCCUGGAGGCAGUUCCGCUCCGAUGCCAUAGCGGAGGGCUGGUGGCAGACUCUCCGCCGCGAGGCGCGACGGAGCGUCACAGCGCCGAGCGUGCGACAGCGCCUGGAAGAGGCUGGUGGCGUCCUCGUCGCCGCGACCGUCUUCGUCGCGCUCCUGAAGGCGUACAUCGUGCGAGCGGGAGGCGGCAUCGUGAUCGUCCCUGACGAGGCGGGCCUCGGCAUCUACAACUUCAACGAGCUGAAGGCGCUCGACCCGUCCAAGCUCUUCAAGCUGCACCUGCCAUCCUCGAUGCCGCCCAUGCCGCCCCCCAUGCUACGCAUAGAGCGUGAACUGUCGCUCACCCUCUCCCGCCUCCUCAUCGGCGACGCUGGCGACGGCCACCCGCCCGCCUGAUGAUUGGAGAUUGGCCUCGCUGACUCGGUCCGGGCGGCGUACCGAAUAGUGGGUGCCAACCCUCCCUUCGUCCGACUGUGCGCGGUGAGUCUGUGCGAGCGAUUGGUGGAGCGCAACAGAGGUUCCGGCCCGCGCGCGCACCGCACAGCGCACGCGACGGCGGGCUUCCUCCUGUGUGGUCCUCCUGUUCGCCUUGUGCGCACUGUAUACUGGUUCGUGUACCUCGCUUAUGAUUUCUCUUCGCUCU
This is a messenger RNA of Emiliania huxleyi CCMP1516, 855 nucleotides long. RefSeq lists its product as hypothetical. Lineage: Eukaryota; Haptophyta; Isochrysidales; Noelaerhabdaceae. The record is from RefSeq and is a predicted model, not a curated record. The transcript is spliced from 2 exons. Bases 18 to 608 code for a protein of 196 amino acids.